Rhinolophus ferrumequinum (greater horseshoe bat) is the source of this 1828-nucleotide messenger RNA. RefSeq names its product distal-less homeobox 6 (gene DLX6). Gene Ontology annotation, biological process: regulation of transcription by RNA polymerase II; embryo development; cell differentiation. NCBI's taxonomy places the organism in Eukaryota, Metazoa, Chordata, Mammalia, Chiroptera, Rhinolophidae. The transcript has 4 exons. Gene Ontology annotation, molecular function: RNA polymerase II cis-regulatory region sequence-specific DNA binding; DNA-binding transcription factor activity, RNA polymerase II-specific. The coding region runs from base 375 to 1322 and encodes 315 amino acids. The record is from RefSeq and is a predicted model, not a curated record.
GCACAACUUUCGCAGAAUCCACCUUAAAAUCUCUGCCUUAAACUGCACCAGCCCCCAAAAUAUCCAAGGGGGGAAGCGAAGGGGGGGAGAGCAGAUUUCCCCCUCCCCCCUCUCCUCUCCCAUCCCUCCCCCUACCUCCUCCCUUUGAGUUAAGGCCCCGCUCACUAUAUCUCUUUAUAUUAAAUAUAUAUAUAUAUUAGAGAAGAGCGAGAGAGAAGGAGAACCACCUCCGCCCCCUCUUAUUUUUAAUUUUUUUUAUUUUUUGCAAGGAUCCCAAGAGCUAAGGUGGCUGCAGAGGGGAGAGCGGCGCGAGCCAAGUGGGGGGAGGGUGGAGGAAACCCAGGAGAAGGCUUUCUCCAGCCCCCAAAGUUUUGAUGAUGACCAUGACUACGAUGGCUGACGGCUUAGAAGGCCAGGACUCAUCCAAAUCCGCCUUCAUGGAGUUCGGGCAACAACAGCAGCAGCAGCAGCAGCAGCAACAGCAGCAGCAGCAACAGCAGCAGCAGCAACAGCAGCAACAGCCGCCGCCGCCGCCGCCGCCGCAGCCGCACUCGCAGCAGAGCUCCCCGGCCAUGGCAGGCGCGCACUACCCUCUGCACUGUCUGCACUCGGCGGCGGCGGCGGCGGCGGCGGCCGGCUCGCACCACCACCACCACCACCAGCACCACCACCACGGCUCGCCCUAUGCGUCGGGCGGCGGCAACUCCUACAACCACCGCUCGCUCGCCGCCUACCCCUACAUGAGCCACUCGCAGCACAGCCCUUACCUCCAGUCCUACCACAACAGCAGCGCGGCCGCCCAGACGCGAGGGGACGACACAGAUCAACAAAAAACCACAGUGAUUGAAAAUGGGGAAAUCAGAUUCAAUGGAAAAGGGAAAAAGAUUCGGAAGCCUCGGACCAUUUAUUCCAGCCUGCAGCUCCAGGCUUUAAACCAUCGCUUUCAGCAGACUCAGUACCUGGCCCUUCCCGAGAGAGCUGAACUGGCAGCUUCCUUAGGACUGACACAAACACAGGUGAAGAUAUGGUUUCAGAACAAACGCUCUAAGUUUAAGAAACUGCUGAAACAGGGCAGUAACCCGCAUGAGAGCGACCCUCUCCCGGGCUCAGCGGCCCUGUCGCCGCGGUCGCCGGCGCUGCCUCCAGUGUGGGACGUUUCCGCCUCGGCCAAGGGCGUCAGUAUGCCCCCAAACAGCUACAUGCCAGGCUAUUCGCAUUGGUACUCCUCGCCACAUCAGGACACGAUGCAGAGACCACAGAUGAUACAUUUUCCUCACACCAGAAGAAUCUGCGCAAACAUGGCAGCGUUUUUACUUGUUUAAUGAGCUUAAGACAUUACAUGAUGAAAGAGAAGCAUUUCAGACUCCUGCGUUUUUAUUUACCAAUGCCAGACUGACAAGAAGAAGAAAAGAAGAAGCAGAAGAAGAAGAGAGAAGAGAAGAGAAGGAAAGAAAGACCCUCACAUAACCGCCAUUCUCUAAAGAAAAAGGAAAAAUCGGCUGUAAGAUUAGAACGUUGCCAUAAAGGGAACGCUGCAUGUUUUAUCAAAAUGCAAUGAGCAAGAAUGAUGAUUUCAAAACAAAACCAAACCACUCUUUCCCCAUCCCAUCCCCAAACCCUGACCUGGAAUCAGGAAAGACAGAGGAAACAACCAAAAUCAUGGAUCUAUUGCUUUGAUACCUUUACUAGGUGAAUUGGUGGCAUUCACUAAGCUAAUAGGGACGUUUAUAUCAAGAAACAUUUCUGUAUAUAUUGUUGAAUUUUAGUUGUAUAUAUACUUUGUAUGUUUUUGUCUUCUUUCAUAUAUGGAGUAAAAGCCACAAAACGC